Molecule: messenger RNA, 567 nt
Organism: Asparagus officinalis (garden asparagus)
Lineage: Eukaryota; Viridiplantae; Streptophyta; Magnoliopsida; Asparagales; Asparagaceae
Exons: 2
Coding region: 1-567 (188 amino acids)
Source: RefSeq, a predicted model, not a curated record
AUGGGUUGCUCCGGCCAUAAGGCCGAUGAGUUGUACUAUCGGGCUAGGAGUACGAACAAGUAUCGGAAAAGGAGUAACCGAGAAGUGGACUCUCAUUAUCCUUGUGCCAAAAUUAUCAAGAACACCUACGCGGAUGUAUUAGCAGCAUUAGCAGUAUCUCUGGCACAGCCUCCUGAAACAAAACAAUUCGUUAUGGUGAGAACUCACCAGCUCUUCAUACCAAUCUACGAUGCAGAUGAUAGAGAAGAGGAUAUUAAAGAAGUGCAUUUAACCCAAGUUGAAUUCAAACCUCGAGAGUGGCGUUUCCCUAUCAUAGAUUACAUCUUGCACGGGAUCUUACCAGAAGAUGUGAAGGAAAGGGACUCAAUCCGAAAGAGAGUACUGAGGUUCUACUAUAACACAGAGAAUCAAACGUUAUAUUAUCGGAGGUAUGAUGGUUUACUACUACGUUGCUUAUCGACUAAAGAAGCAGGAGAAGUCCUUAGAGAGACACAUGAAGAAGUUUGUGGUGCACACCAACCUGGUCCCAAACUUUAUGAUCGCAUUGGAAGGAUGGGAUAUUUCUAG